Pseudocercospora fijiensis CIRAD86 is the source of this 3147-nucleotide messenger RNA. RefSeq lists its product as uncharacterized. The record is from RefSeq and is a predicted model, not a curated record. The annotation marks the transcript as partial. NCBI's taxonomy places the organism in Eukaryota, Fungi, Ascomycota, Dothideomycetes, Mycosphaerellales, Mycosphaerellaceae. The transcript has 4 exons.
AACCUCGUGCAGAAGGCCCAGCAGCUCAUAGAUCCCGCUAUACUGCCUGGGCCUUUAGGCUCGAGUUCGGGGAGACCGUCCAAAGCACAACUCUUUCGCCACCAAUUCCGCCUUCCAGACAGUCAAAAUCCUCUCUACGAGAUCACGGCUGAGCUUACGCUACCCACGAAGCGCAAAGGAGGCUUGUCUAAGGGACAGGCGGGCAACUGGGACAAGAGCAAUUGGGAUCGCGAACGAGGCACUCACUACGUCGGACAACUACAUUUGAGCGAGCAGUUUCUCUGCUUUUCAACGGUGAACACAUCAUUCGUCAGCACGUCAAGCACGAGCGCUAGCAGCGCGUUUACUGGCAGGACACAUGGCACAGGCCCAGCCGGAAAUGGCUUUACGCUCCCCUUAUGUGCUGUGCGAAGGGUCGAGCGACUCCACACCCAGAGCUAUAUGUUUGCGCUCUCGAUAACGACGUGGAAUGGCUUCGACCCAGGAAGUGAAGGCAAGCCAGGCGCACCUGCCCCGCCAAAGCUUACGAUUCAGCUUGAGGGCAGCCGGCAGCAAUGCGAGCGGUUCUGUGAUGGGCUCAAGAGAGGGUUAAGACAGGGCAUCAAAGAGGUCGAUAACAUGCGCACCGUCGCGCAAGAGUGCUAUUCGGAAUACUUCUUGUAUGAUGACUUCGAAGCCGAACCGACGGCCACGAAGCCGGAUGGCACUCCAAGGUCUCCACCCGAUACAGGUCUUGGAAGUAUUUUCAAAUAUCCAGGCAACGUGCGAAAACUCCGGGAUCGUAGCAAAAUGAGGCUGUGGCACGAAUACCUGAAAGAGAACGGAAGGAACACCACACUCGUACGACAACCCGACUUUCACCGAUUGAUCAGAGUCGGCCUUCCCAACCUGCUGAGAGGCGAGAUCUGGGAGCUUGCGUCCGGGUCAUUCUAUCUGCGACUUCAAAAGCCCAAGCUCUAUCAAGAGACGCUCGCCAAGCACGACGGCGAGGGCUCUCUUGCCAUCGACGAGAUCGAGAAAGAUCUGAAUCGAAGUCUGCCUGAAUACGCUGGCUUCCAGAGCGAAGAAGGCAUCGGCCGCCUUCGCCGAGUACUUACAGCUUACAGCUGGACCAACCAAGAAGUCGGAUACUGUCAAGCCAUGAACAUCGUCGUGGCAGCAUUAUUGAUAUACCUCUCCGAAACCCAGGCUUUCUACCUUCUCUCUGUACUUUGCGACCGAUUAUUGCCUGGCUACUACUCAACGACCAUGUAUGGUACCCUGCUCGACCAGAAGGUGUUUGAAAGCCUCGUUGAAAAGACGAUGCCUAUCAUCUGGGAACAUCUCGUUAAGAACGACGUUCAGCUGUCGGUGGUCUCUUUGCCUUGGUUCUUGUCACUUUACAUCAACAGCAUGCCCCUAAUAUUCGCUUUUCGCGUGCUGGACGUGUUCUUCUUGGAGGGCCCGAAAGUGCUGUUCCAAGUUGGUCUCGCUAUUUUACGUAUCAAUGGCGAGGAAUUACUAGAUGCCACGGACGAUGGCACUUUCAUUUCCGUUCUCAAAUCAUAUUUCGCUAGAUUAGGAGAAUCGGCGCACCCUACAUCAGAGAACCCAAAACACCGUGCUAUCACCAACUUCCAGGCUCUAAUGGUCGUGGCUUUCAAAGAGUUUGAGGGUAUCACGCAACACACGAUCUCCGAGCAGCGCGCCAAGCACAAGGCUGCUGUUAUUGAGAAUAUCGAAUCUUUUGCGAAGCGCACAUCGAUUCGUAAUCUAGGUCCUGAAAGCAAGAAGCUGUCGACCAACGAUCUCGGUUUCCUGUAUGACCGCUUCUAUGCCAUCCUCUAUGAGAGGCAGCACCGAGCACAAAUGAUCCAGGCCGAGACCGAACGCCGGGCCAAGGUUGCGAGACAACGAGCGAGCGAGAUAGUUACUGGCGUGCCUGGCAACGUACCGGAAUUGGGACGGGUGGCUCUCGGGGCCAGUGCUACGCUCAUGGACUAUGACGCUUUCAGAGAGUUUCUUGCCGGCAUAUCCAAAUGGGCAGUCACGGACUCACCAACCUCGCCCUCGAGAGAAGACAAAGCCACAAAUGGAUAUUUCAGCAACACACUACGAGGCAAGGCGGUCAAUAUGUCCCCAUGGGGAAAUGGACCUGAGCCUGCGGACCAUGAUUUCAUGCAGCGUCUGUUCGGCAAGUGGGAUUCAGAUGGCAACGGCGCCCUGACACUGCAAAAUGUGGUAAUUGGUCUCGCGCCAAUCAAAGGCAACCGCGAUAUCAUGUCCAACAUCUCGUACUUCUUCGAGCUGUAUGACGAUGACGAUGAUGGAAAGGUCGAUCGAGAGGGCAUUCUGAGGAUCUCUGAAGCUUUACUUUUCCUCUCGCGAAGGGGUCUACAUGGCAGCAAUGUCUCACAGAAUGAGCAACCGGCUCAUGGCCCCGAUGGCCUGCCCAUCUCAAAGGACGAGCAGUUCCUAUCUGCUGUUUCGGCUUUCAUCCGGCGCUGCUUCGAGUACGCCGAUCCAGACCACCCAUCAAGGCAGGGAGAGACAGAUGCGAACGCUGCUGCAGAGAAAAUCAGCGACUUGAAGCUAUCGCAGAGCGAAGAUGGUGAUCUGCUUGACCUGAACGAGAAGAAAGUCGAAUCCACCGCCGAUAACCCACUUGCCAGUGACAGCGCACCGUCCGACGCCAAAGAGAAUUCGCCACUCGCAACACACAGCCGCAACUCUUUUGGACAAAUAUCAAUGAAGAACGCCGAAGCGAACGCCGCCUUGGAUCCGAGCAGUCCAGUCCAUAUCACUCUGCCUACCUUCCGAAUGCUUGUCCUCGCUGAUGAAGCGUUGGAGUCGUUCUUUGACUCUGGCUUUGCGAACUCCUUCCAUCUUGCUGAUGCGCCCCUCCCAUCAAGCACACUCACAUCGCCUAGCUUCUUAUCCAGUUCAACUAGCGCAGGCGCAUCACCUAUUCCCUCGCUGUCACCCUCGCUUGGCGGACCUGGAGCUGGCGUUGUCGCACCAGGCAAGGGUCUCAGGGGCAUGCUGGACAACAUUGUCACUGAUGGCAUGCGCGUUGCUGCGGAAGUCAGGAGACGAAUGGAUGAAGCGCAGAAAGAGCUUGAUCGUGGCGCAUCGACUCGAGGCACUGAAGAUGACGAAGAUGAUGAG